UACCAGUUUUUCAUGUGGUUGACUAUAUGGUUUGGCGCUAUGAUGUCUCAAGUACAUAUACGUGUAAGACUAUUUUUUAUUUCUUCCUCUGAAUAUGUUAAGGGUCUCUCUACCAUUCCAUCGUCCUUUGAUUCACUAGUAAGUGAUGUUUUAAGAUAAAAAGAAUCAAUGAUGAUUAGGAUACUAAAGGUUUUGAUUCAUUCUAAUUCCCCGACCAUGGAGGAGAAGACCCCCGAUCAAGGAAUGGAGGCCUAGAUGAGGGCUCCAGUCCGGAGCCACCCCCCGGCGAGAAGACAAACCCCCUGAUCAGGGAUUUUAGCGCAUGCGAGCGGAGAUCCGGGAUGGCAUUGUUAUGCAAACCACCGAGUUUUAUCAUUCCUUUUCGGAUUAGGUCAGUUAUGAACCAAUAUUCGAGUUUUCCUUGUUAUUUUGGCCCAAAACUUUUGUAGCCUAUAUAAGGGGUUGAACUAAGUCUUUUGGAGGUUAAUCGACAAUUUUAUUCAGAACCUAACCCUAGAAAUUGAGUGUUGAAACACCAACUUCUUCUCUUCUUCUUUCUUGAUCGCUAAAUAGAUUCAACAAGAGGAAACCAAUGUUUUCUGCUAGCAAAUCACCCUAGCCGAAUAGUCAUUCGCAUACCCGGCCCUCUUCCCAACGUGUGCAUUUGGUUUGGAUUAUUAUUCGUUUUUGUGAUCGUUGUGCUUCUAACCGAUCUUCACUGCGUUUGUGAUUGUUUAAGUCUGGUAGUUAGAGCCUCGACUGAUAUCAGCUAGGCAUUGUGAUCAAGGACCAUACUGGUAAACUACUUUUUUAGCGGCAGCAAAAAAGAUCAGGUGCGCCACUGAACCAGAUCUGCGCGAAGCAUUGGCAACAGAGUUCGGUAUGCAGCUUGCCCGACAACAUCAACUAGGAAGGCCGAUUCUGGAGCUUGAUAUUCUCACAAUUGCUAAAAUCAUAAUCGAACCUGAUUCUAUGCAAACAAAAUUGGGCAUUAUCUGUCUCAAUAUCUGACGCUUACUGGGGGGAAAUCGAGGUAUGGUGGGAUAUGUGAGUAGGGAUGAAAUAACCUUGCGCAUGUAAUGUCACAUUCAGACUAGAUGAGAUGAGGCGGAAGUGUGGUUUGAUCGCCCACCGGAUUUCUGCUUGAUCAACUUAUGUUGGAUGAUGUAACGGUUUCGUCUGAUAAAUAAAGCUGAGUGUGGAUUUCUAUAUAUAAAAGAGAUAUAUUUGUCGCUCUAAAAUUUUGAAUUUAUCACCCUAGCCUUACACAAAAUUACCCUACUAUCCCUGCCUUCUUACUUGUAAGUAAAGCAUGUAAUAAAAUGUAUAACUGGAAAUAAAACUCACACGUGACCACAUGCAUCACAUACAAACAUGCAUAGGUAGAUUUAUCACAUAUAUCAGCCAAUCUCAAAAACUUAAACAUCGUAAAGUGUAGAAUUUACCCUCUUAACACUCACCUUAGUAUUCAAGUCGAGCUGCUUGAACUACCAUCAAAUUAGCACACAACCACUCCUUGACUUUUCGGCAUAGCCACCCAAAACAACCAUUCCUUCAUGGCCUUGCGAACCAACUGCCAAUACACAUAUGCACACAAAAAGCCACCCACUGAUGGCAUUCACUGUUAGAAGUUAGAAGUAUCAUUUUGUAAUUAACCCUGUUUAGGGUGAUACUUGGCCGAGUAUGUAUAUGUUGUGAAGGCCAAGUAUUGAUUUAAGCUAUACGUGAGAAUAAGAAACCUAAACUCUGCCUUGUGCCGUGAAUUAGUCCCAACGAUCAUCGUUGGGGAAACCACGUAAAUCUGAUGUCUUGUGUUCAUAUUUCUACGAUUUAAUAAGCUUAUUGACAUGGUAUUCUCCACUCUACACAGUCAAUCGAAUUGUACAAUCCAUCAUUACUAAUCCAUUAUCAUUACAUAGAGCAGUAGCCAUGUAAAGUCUUACCCACUAGUUUUAAUUCCUUGCUCUCUCUCUCUCUCUCAACUAUCUCCCAAGUCCCAAGGACACAUGAAAUUAGGCAUUCCCAACCCACGCAAAAGAGUCCAAAAUUGUUAUAUAAUCAUCAUGAAUCUGAUGCAUAUAGAUUUAUUAUAUUUUCUUACUUGGAUUAAUUAUUAUUAGUAGUUGUGUUAGGAGAUAAUUAUGGUAGUUAGUUGUUAGUAGAACGUGGGAAGUGGUUCUACAAGAAUAGGGUUUAGUUGUUUUUUCCUUUGCAAACGUGAUGUAUUUAAGUUCAGAGUUUAUGGAAUAACAGAGAGGAGAAUUUUAGCAAAGAAACCACUUGGUCUUUUCUCGCCAAGAAAGGAGAAAACUGGUUCAAUCCCACCAAGAAAAGGAAUCCAUUCACUCAUAUGAUUUCAACACGUAUCAUUUGGUAUCAGAGCUAUCGAUCCGUGUUUCGAUCAUGAUGAGAUCAGAGAAACCAUCAAGAGAUGAACUCAUCAAUCGAAUGAUGACGUCCUUGGAUAUAGCGAUGGCAGCUUGUCGUAGAGCCAUCAAGGCUUCCAAUAGAGUCACCACAUCACCACCACACGUUGAAGUUUCUAUGUCGAUAGAGAAAGGCAGAGAAGAUUUCGAUGUUGCGCCAUCUGCACGUUCGAUGUCGUCCGUCUCGCCCGCAACAACUUCACCUAUCGUCGAGGAGAUUGAUCUGGUGACCGAAGAACCCAUGAUGUUGUUAACCGUGGCCACACCUAGACUCGCCAUAAAGGAGAAGCCGUCCUCACCUGCCACUGUCAUUGUUGGUGGUGACAAAGCCACCACGCCAGCGCCGUCGCAAGCCUUAGCUGAGUCGGUGGAGGUCAAGGAAGAAUAUGUCGUUGAUGCCCCCGAUGUAGUCCUGGAGGACGCCGUUGUUUCCCGAGAGAGCGGGAUUAUUACCGCUCAUGUACAACCACAUCACGCCCUAAAGCAUCAUUAUGAGGAGCAACAACAAUCCAUCGUAUUCAUUGAUCAUCCAGAGCCCACGUCCUCGUUCAUCAUUAGUGGAGUUGAGGGAAGGUUGGGAGGAAUAGCUUACGACGUCGGUAAGCUCUUUACCUCACUCAAUUCAUUGGUUAAUUGGAAAUAUACAAAGAAGCGGGCGGAAGAUGGCGACCAAAGCCACAGCACGACGGGAAGCCGCGGCCAUAUCGACCCGAGCAUGGGAGGAUUGACCGGUUGUUUGUGGUGUGGAGUUAACCCGGAGAAGCCCACAGGUAGAGUUGUUGAUGAGGGAUUGAUUGGUUUUGUGCCAAGUGCAAUCAUGGCCCAAGCUGUGGGAUACGCACGAGAGGAUCUGUCAAUUGUGAGGGGGCCAUUGCUGAGCAAUGUUGAUGGGACGCCAGCUCUUGGAGGCCAACUAAUGAGCCCUCAACAAUGUGAUCCUAGAGGAAUGCAAGGGAAGUUGUGGACUUGUUUCAUGCAUGGGAAAGCAAGUAGAAAAGGUAAAGGAUAUUUGAAUGAAGUAAAGUUGGAGUUGGUUAACGAGAGGAAUCAAUUGGAUGGGUUAAAGGGAAUGCCUUUAGGUUUCUCAUUAGGUGAACGUUCACUAAAGCCAAUUAUUCGGCAUGAGGGUGUGGAGCAAUUUAGUUGGGUAGCUUCAAGAGCUGUUGGUGAAUUCGCUUCUGCUAGAACUCGGGGCUUGGGUGGUAGUUUGAUAUACCCAGUGGCACAUACGGAUAGAGACAAGAAGCAUGGGUUUGAUCAAGGACUCCUAGUUCCCUCUGCAAAGGAAGACCGAAGCGAUGAAGUGAACCAAGACCUAUCGUGGGAAGCUGGAGCUCUCGGUGAUAGGGGCUGUGUGGAAGGGAUCGAGCGCAAUUGGAAGUAUCGCAAACAACAACCUUCUUUUACGUUGAUUUGGGUUGCGUAUGGAUUGAAUUAAUUCGCUAAUUAACUCGAUCCUUGAGG
Messenger RNA from Linum trigynum, 3890 nucleotides. The record is from the annotation of a GenBank genome assembly. Lineage: Eukaryota; Viridiplantae; Streptophyta; Magnoliopsida; Malpighiales; Linaceae.